AUGUCGACCUCAAACAUGAACUUCACCGACCGGGCCACCAAGGCUCUGUCCGAUGCCAUGGCCAUCGCAGAGUCAUAUGCUCACCCCCAACUUCUACCCCUCCAUCUCGCCUCUAGCCUGCUUGACCCGCCCGUCGACGAGUCCAAAGACCAGCAAGCAACCGUCAACGCCUCUCAUGGCGCCUCCUCACAGUCUCUCUUCCGCCAGGUCGUCGAGCGCGCUCAUGGCGACCCUCAAGCCUUCCAACGAGCCCUCAACCGCGCUCUUGUCCGGUUACCCACUCAAAAUCCUCCUCCCGAUCAGAUUUCCAUGGCACCCUCCUUCACCAAACUCCUGAGACAAGCCAACGAACUACAAAAGACGCAGAAAGACUCCUUCAUUGCCGUAGACCACUUGAUCAUCGCGUUGUCGGAGGACACGACCUGCCAGGCUGCGCUGAAGGAAGGCAACAUCCCCCAUGUCAAGGUGCUGCAAGAUGCUGUCCAGAAUAUUCGUGGAACACGCAGAGUGGACUCGAAGACGGCCGAUACUGAGGAGGAGUUUGAGAAUCUGAAGAAGUUCACCAUCGAUAUGACUGCCACGGCACGAGAGGGCAAGAUUGACCCGGUCAUUGGCAGAGAGGAGGAGAUCCGACGAGUGGUCCGAAUCUUGUCAAGACGGACAAAGAACAACCCAGUCUUGAUCGGAGAGCCUGGUGUGGGCAAGACCACUGUUGUCGAGGGUCUUGCUCAGCGAAUUGUCAACAAUGAUGUGCCCGACAACCUUGCUACGUGCAAACUGCUCUCUCUGGAUGUCGGUUCGCUUGUUGCCGGCAGCAAGUACAGAGGAGAGUUCGAGGAGAGAAUGAAGGGUCUCUUGAACGAGAUUGAGCAAUCGAAGGAAUUCAUCGUUCUGUUCGUCGACGAGAUGCAUCUUCUCAUGGGUGCUGGAUCCAGCGGCGAGGGUGGCAUGGAUGCUGCCAACUUGUUGAAGCCCAUGCUUGCCCGAGGACAGCUUCACUGCAUUGGUGCCACAACUCUUGCAGAAUAUCGAAAAUAUAUUGAGAAGGAUGCGGCCUUUGAGAGACGUUUCCAACAAGUUCUCGUUAAGGAGCCUACGGUUCCCGAGACCAUAUCGAUCCUCCGAGGUCUGAAGGAGAAGUACGAAGUCUACCACGGUAUCACGAUCUCGGAUGGAGCCAUCGUUGCUGCUGCUACCUUGGCUGCACGAUACCUCACCCAGAGACGACUCCCCGACUCCGCCGUGGACCUGAUUGAUGAGGCUGCCGCCGCAGUCAAGACUGAGCGAGAAUCACUACCUGAAGCACUCGACAACCUCAACCGCAGACUUCAGCAAUUGAAGAUUGAAAUCCAUGCUUUGUCGAGAGAGAAGGACGAGGCUUCAAAGGCUCGUCUCGCACAAGCCAAGGCAGACUCCAGCAAUGUUGAGGAGGAGCUGAGGCCUCUUCGCGAGAAGUAUGAGAGCGAAAAGAACCGAAGCAGGGCUAUUCAAGAAGCUAAGGUCAAGCUGGAUCAGCUUCGAGUCAAGAAGGAGGAGGCUAUCCGUCUGAACGAUGACCAGAAGGCUGCCGACUUGCAGUACUACGCCAUUCCCGAGCAAGAGGCUUUCAUCAAGCAGUUGGAGAAAGAAAAAUUGCAUGCAGACCAGGCCUUGAGCUCAUCCAAUCCCGACUCCGGCGGAUCACUCAUUACAGACAUUGUUGGCCCGGACCAGAUCAACGAGAUCGUUGCUCGCUCGACUGGUAUUCCUGUGACGAGACUCAAGACCACCGAGAAGGAUAAGCUCCUGCAUAUGGAGAAGGUACUUUCCAAGAUCGUAGUUGGUCAGCGAGAGGCCGUCAGAGCCGUCUCCGACAAGAUCCGUCUUCAGAGGUCUGGAUUGGCCAACCCAAACCAACCUCCAAGUUUCCUGUUCUGUGGUCCCUCCGGUACUGGUAAGACGCUUCUCACCAAGGCCCUUGCCGAGUUCCUCUUCGAUGAUCCCAAAGCCAUGAUUCGACUCGACAUGUCCGAGUAUCAAGAACGCCACACUGUCAGUCGGAUGAUUGGUGCUCCUCCUGGUUACGUCGGACAUGACGCAGGUGGGCAACUUACAGAGGCUCUUCGCCGAAAGCCGUUCUCGAUCCUGCUCUUCGACGAGGUUGAGAAGGCCGCCAAGGAGGUGCUCACAAUUCUCCUUCAACUCAUGGACGACGGUCGUAUUACCGACGGUCAAGGACGAAUCGUUGAUGCUCGCAACUGUAUCGUGGUCAUGACAUCCAACAUCGGUGCGGAGUACCUCCAACGUGCCACCACCGCCAAUGGCCAGAUCGAUGACACUACCCGAGCUCUGGUCAAGAAGUCACUAGAAGACUACUUCUUGCCCGAAUUUCUCAACCGUAUCAGCGAGACUAUCAUCUUCAAUCGCCUUUCCAAGGCUGAGAUCCGCAAGAUUGUCGAUGUGCGCCUUAUGGAGAUCCAGAAGCGUCUGUCAAGCAAUGGCAGAGAUGUCAUGAUUGACUGCUCGCCUGCUGUUAGAGAUUGGCUCGGAUCUGCUGGGUACCACCCAAGCUACGGUGCGAGACCUUUGGCUAGACUGAUCGAGACGGAGGUUCUGAACAAGCUUGCGGUCUUGAUCCUCAGAGGUUCCAUCAAGGACGGAGAGAGGGCUAGAGUGGUUAUGGAUAAUUCCAACAGAAUCAGAGUUCUCAGUAACCACGAUGAUUCCGAGGAAAGCUCGAGCGAGGAUGUUGAUAUGGAUAAUGCUGAUGUUGCAGAUGCUUUGGGAGAUGAUGAUCCGGAAUCGGCUCUCUACGAUUGA
Drepanopeziza brunnea f. sp. 'multigermtubi' MB_m1 is the source of this 2799-nucleotide messenger RNA. RefSeq lists its product as uncharacterized. Gene Ontology annotation, biological process: cellular response to heat. Gene Ontology annotation, molecular function: ATP binding; ATP hydrolysis activity. Gene Ontology annotation, cellular component: cytoplasm. NCBI's taxonomy places the organism in Eukaryota, Fungi, Ascomycota, Leotiomycetes, Helotiales, Drepanopezizaceae. The record is from RefSeq and is a predicted model, not a curated record.